ACUUUUAGUUAAAAUCUAUUACACGUGAAGUUAGCUCUCAUUUCAGUGUUUAGUGCGGUGGUAAACAUGAUCUUUAUAACUCAUUUUCUUUUAUUUUUCAUAUUUAUUUUAAAUAAUAGUGAUGCUAAAACAGUACAUAGAACAUUUGAGUACAAAUAUUCAUUCAAACCUCCGUACUUAGCUCAAAAAGACGGCUCAGUACCAUUUUGGGAAUAUGGUGGUAAUGCGAUUGCUAGUUCUGAAAAUGUAAGAAUUGCACCUUCUUUAAAAAGUCAAAAAGGUGCUAUAUGGACAAAACAGCCAAUUAAUUUCGAUUGGUGGGAAGUUGAUAUUGCUUUUAGAAUAACUGGAAGAGGAAGAAUCGGAGCGGAUGGUUUAGCGUUUUGGUAUACCCAAAACAAAGGAUCAUUUUCCGGCGAUAUAUUUGGAUCUUCAGAUCAAUGGGUCGGUCUCGGUUUGUUUUUUGAUUCAUUCGACAAUGAUAACAAACACAAUAAUCCCUAUAUCAUGGCGGUAUUAAAUGAUGGAACAAAACAAUUUGAUCAUCAAAAUGAUGGUACUACUCAACAACUCGCUGGUUGUCUCCGCGAUUUUCGUAAUAAACCAUAUCCUACAAGGGCGAAAAUAGAAUAUUAUCAAAAUACACUUACUGUGUUGUUCAAUAACGGAAUGACGAAUAACGAAAAAGAUUUUGAUAUGUGUUUGAGAGCGGAAAACAUAGUUUUACCAAGGGGGGGAUAUUUUGGAAUUUCAGCUGCCACCGGAGGCCUAGCCGACGACCACGACGUCAUACAUUUCCUCACAAAGAGUUUACACCCCAUCGAACAAUCUCAACAAAAUCAAAUCGUAGGAGAGGACCAACAAAAACUGCAACAGGAGUAUCAAGAGUACCAACAAAAAUUGGAGGCCCAAAAAGCGGAAUACAAAAAAGAACACCCAGAUGAGCGUAAAGACCCCGACGUGGAAGAUUGGUUUGAAUCAGAGUCUCAAAGAGAACUAAGACAAAUAUUCCAAGGUCAAAAUCAAAUAUACGAGGUUCUCAGAGAAGUUAAUAAAAAAAUCGACGAAAUUGUCGGAAGACAAGAAAGAACGAUGAGUCUUAUAUCACAACAAGCUUCCAUGGUUCAAGGAGGAGGAGCUCCACCACCACCACCUGGUAUCCCAGCAGCACAAGUUGGGGAUACUAUUAGAAGACACGAAGUUGACGCUCUUUUCAACAACCACAAUCUUUUCAGUGGAUAUUUACAAGAGAUUAAGCAAUUUGUGGUGGAAUUGAAACUACGAGCCGACACAAUUUUAAACAACCAAGCUAAACAACCUACGGCUCAAGUACAAUCUGUCGGUUAUGAUACUCAAUCUUUGAUCAGUGAAAUGCGAGACGGACUGAACCACGUCAAACAGAAUUUAGUGCAAUUAUCUCAAAAAGCACCGGCGCAACAAAAUUGUCCAGUAGUAACUUGUGUCAAUACAACAACGGUCCUUAUGAUCGCCGCUGUGCAGUUAGCCAUAAUAUUAGCGUAUAAUCUUUACAGGGACAGCAGAGAGAGCAGUAGCAAAAAAUUUUAUUAGACUAGAUGUGACAAAUCGUGAGAUUGAUUUUUUUCUUUUUUUUUUGUAAAAAGAGGCAUUGUAUCUCUUUUGACAUUUUACAGUGUGUAACUAGUUCCGGGAACGACAAGUCUUCUCAUUUUCUACAGUUUAUUUAAUCCACUUUCAAUUUGAAUAAUGAAUAUGAAUGUAGUUGUUUUUUUUUUUAAUUUCAUAGUUUUUGAUUAUGAGAAAUUGAAUUUCUUUUUGUAAUUCUUAAUCAUCAAAUCAAGACAAAUCAUCACGAAACCUCAUUUUCUUCACAUAUUUUUGUCUUGAUUUAGCAGUUUCUCUCAGAGUAUUGAAAUUAAGGUAACAAAACAUUUUAACGGUUAUUUACCUAUUAAAUUGCCAUUUGUAUUCAACACUGUAUUAUAUUUUUGUAAGAUAUUUACUUCUAAUAAAUUUGUUUUAAUUGAAAGUGGAAUUUCUUAAUACGAUUUUAUUGUAAUAAAUAUACCGGAGCUCAUUUCAGAUGCUCUCUUUUUUGUUUUCUUUCUGAUUGUUUUAAUGUUUUAAAAACAUUUCCAUUGGCGCGAGCUUGUUUUUUUGGACGUAUAUUUUUCUAUUUGUGUUUUCAUACGGUUUUAAAUGUUUAUAUAUAUAAAAAAAUGGUACUUUAAUAAAAAUGAGGUUUUGUUACAAGA
This is a messenger RNA of Diorhabda sublineata, 2234 nucleotides long. Its product is annotated as protein ERGIC-53. Gene Ontology annotation, cellular component: endoplasmic reticulum-Golgi intermediate compartment; COPII-coated ER to Golgi transport vesicle; endoplasmic reticulum membrane. Gene Ontology annotation, biological process: endoplasmic reticulum organization; endoplasmic reticulum to Golgi vesicle-mediated transport; Golgi organization. The record is from RefSeq and is a predicted model, not a curated record. NCBI's taxonomy places the organism in Eukaryota, Metazoa, Arthropoda, Insecta, Coleoptera, Chrysomelidae. The transcript has 8 exons. Gene Ontology annotation, molecular function: D-mannose binding. The coding region runs from base 67 to 1569 and encodes 500 amino acids.